Molecule: messenger RNA, 2214 nt
Organism: Nakaseomyces glabratus
Lineage: Eukaryota; Fungi; Ascomycota; Saccharomycetes; Saccharomycetales; Saccharomycetaceae
Gene: YVC1
Product: Yvc1p
Source: RefSeq, a predicted model, not a curated record
AUGCUUAAAUAUAAUCCCCCCCAUAGUACCGUACUUUACCAUACUUUACCUGUGCUUUACACUUGGGGCUUGUUGGAGCAACUCAUGUCUGAACAGUUGCCGGUGGAUAAUGAGGGCUGCCAGCCCGCGAACAGUGGGUAUAACGUCGAGGCACCUACGUCGAGGCAGGUGCUGCGUGUUGCGUUGAACUUGAAGUACCUUGUGGACAAGGUAGUGCCCGUUACGUAUGGGUGUGAUGAGAUUGAGAGUGACCACUCGAGUGUGGUUACGCCUGCCGUGGUGCAGCUGGCGCUGGAGGCCUGUGGCGGUGAUCCCGAGGACAAGAAGAACCGGGACAAGUACAGGGCCGUGGUGGUGUUUGCGCUGUUGAAAGUGUACGGGUGGUACAGCCAGUUGGCUGCCACGGAGCUGCACAACGCUGAGCUGUAUGAGUCCCGCGGUGUGGCUGCCCAGCAGCUGUGCAAGAUAAUUAUCGACCAGGAGGAGAUGAACGACUUGCACUUCAUGUUUAUGCAGAUGCUGCUGAGACGGUACACCAUCAAUGAGAACGACGAGGACUCGGAGCCCGCCAACGCCAUAGAGCUUGCGUCCGACAUGCACUGCACCAUCGUCAUUGGCUCGGGCGGGUUCCAAAGGUGCUUGACGUGGCUGUGGCGCGGGUGGAUCAUACAGAACAGAAGAGACCCGACUACGUUCAUCAGAGACGAGACCGUGUCCUCCCCGUACUUCAUAGACCACUUCAACCCGGACAGAAUCAAGACGCCCAAGUACCAGAACCUGCUGAACAUCUUCUUCUCGAUCCUGUUCCUGGUGCUAUACACAGUGGUGGUGAACGGCAAGAACUCCGUCACGGUGUCCCCAAUUGACCUGCCAGAGCUCGUUUUUUACUUGUUCACACUGGGCAAUAUCCUCGAGGAAAUGACGAAGAUGUACUACAUCGGCGCGGCAUACUUCUCCUUCUGGAGCAGCUUCAACCUCACCAUGUACUCAAUCAUAUCAGUCUCCUUCGUUUUGAGAAUAUUGUCCGUCGCGCCAUUGAAGCUGCACAACCCGUCGGAGUACUGGGACAAGAUAUCCUACAGGAUACUGUCCUGUGCCGCGCCAUUCGUGUGGUCCAGAAUGCUGCUGUACUUGGAGUCCGAGCCCUUCGUGGGCGUGAUGUUAGUGGUCCUGAAACACAUGAUGAAGGAGUCGGCUGUGUUCUUCGUGCUGCUCGUGCUGAUAAUGGUAGGCUUUUGCCAAGGGUUCCUGGGUUUGGACUCGGCAGACGGUCACCGUGAAAUCACAGGAACCAUCAUGGAAAACUUGACAAUCGCAGUCCUGGGCCUCGGUAGUUUUGAUAAGUUCAAGAGGUUCGCACCACCUUACGCAGAAAUUCUUUACUACAGUUACUACUUCAUCGUCUCUGUGAUACUGUUGAACAUCCUGAUUGCACUCUACGCCAACGCUUACCAGCGUGUUGUCGACAACGCUGCUGACGAAUACAUGGCGCUUAUGGUGCAAAAGACCUUGCGGUUCAUUCGAGCCCCCGAUGAGGAUGUCUUCGUCGCUCCGCUGAACCUUAUUGAGCUGUUGUUUUCGCCGGUAUUCGCAUUUCUGUCAAAGGCAAAGAAAAGUCAGUUGUCUUAUUAUGUCAUGAUGGUUAUAUAUAGUCCAACGUUGGUACUGGUGGCUUUGUCCGAGGUCAGAACUUCGAAAAGAAUCAAGUACAACAGGUUGAAGAAUCUACCGGAUGACGCUAAUGAAGUUGAUACUGCAUGGGACCUAACAGAUGGAUAUGUAGAUGAAGAAGAUACGCUAUUCACAAGAAGCCACACUUCUGGAAUCAGAGCAACGAAUAAGAAGAAUAAAUUCUCUUUGCAGGUUCAAAGAGAGGCAGAGGCUAAGGAUCCAAAGUUCUCUGUGCCUCGAGAAUGGUACUCAAAAGUUAAGCACAUCUGCCACAAGCAUGAACAGGAAAAAUGCGCCUCUGAUGACGGCUCGAAUGACUUAUCAGAGAAAGUAUCCGAACUGCUAGUGAAAUUGAGUAAAGUUGGUUUGUCUGUCAAUUCUUCUGGAAGUUCAACUCUUCCUGAUGAAGUAUUCAAGGAAUUCAAAACUGAUGUGGAGAAAUUGGGCAACAUGGUACAAGAGCUAAAUGACUUGAAAAGAGAGCUUAAAGAUAUUUCUGAUAUGAAAUCUUUACUCAAGGAGAUUGUAAAUCAGAAAAAGUAA